Molecule: messenger RNA, 1988 nt
Organism: Lactuca virosa
Lineage: Eukaryota; Viridiplantae; Streptophyta; Magnoliopsida; Asterales; Asteraceae
Source: the annotation of a GenBank genome assembly
AACAAGCUUUACAAUGCAUGAAAUUUUCAAAACAUGGAAAAAAAAUCUCAUCAAGUUCUUUCAUUUUUUUCCUCAAAGAACCUCAAAGAGUUCAAGAUUCCAAGACAUUCUGAUGAGCUCAAAAGCAUUGAUAUGAUUAGAUGAUUCUUGAUUUCUCCUGCCUGCAAUAAGAAAAGAAAGAGAUGACACAAGUUUGACUUUUGAUAAAAACCUUGAUGAUUUCUAAAUGAAACUGUGAAUAAAGAUUGUUUAUCGAGAACUAUCAGAGCCCCUUUGUUCUAGAACCCCUUCUCGCAUUGGGAAGAAAUAUCAGAGCAGCUUACAAAAAGUCCACCACAGGUUAUGAACAAUAGCAUCAUCCCUGGUUUAAACAAGUUUCCAAUUUGAAAAAGUCCACCAUAAAUAAUUGUGUGAAAAUUGCUCCAUCACAUGUGCAUCUUCUUCGAUUGAGACGAUCAACAGUGCCACAACAAAAAGCUGAUCGAUCGAGUCUCUGUGCGUCUGGCAAUUUUACAUAUACAUGGCGGACAAAAAGCAGCUCAUAUUGGUAGUUGAAGGUACCGCCGCUCUAGCUCCUUACUGGCGCACUAUAGUCUCCGAUUACCUCGAAAAAGUUAUCAGGUCCUUCUGUGAUAGUGAGUCUUUGAAACCAUCUGGGACUAUUGCUGAGCUGGCACUUAUAAUAUUCAAUGCACAUGGAUCUUUUAGUCCUUGCUUAGUACAAAGGAGUGGGUGGAUAAGAAAUGUUGAUUGUUUCUUUGAAUGGCUAUCAGCCAUACACUUCACUGGUGAUGGUUUUGGUGAUGCUGCAAUUGCAGAAGGACUUGGUGAAGCUUUAAUGAUGUUUCCUCCCCAAAAUCAACACAAUUUGGGUGUUGAAAGACAUUGCAUACUUGUGGCUGCAAGUAAUCCAUAUCCACUUCCAACUCUAGUUUAUCGACCCCCAAUGCAAAAAACAGAAGCAACUGAUAAUAAUGAAGCACAAUCAGAAAGUUGUUUUUCAGAUGCUGAAACAAUAGCUAAAGCGUUUGCUCAGUGUUCCGUUUCUUUGUCAGUUAUAUGCCCGAAACAGCUACCGAAACUCAAAGCAGUCUAUAAUGCGGGAAAAAGGAACCCUUCAGCAGCUGAUCCUACAAUUGAUAUUGUGAAAAAUCCACAUUAUCUUGUACUCAUUUCAGAAACAUUCUUGGAGGCUCUUGUUGCUUUAAAUCGAUCAGGAAUUACAAAUUUGCCCUCUCAAAGUCCUCUAAAAUCAGAUGCAACUUCAGCUCCACCAGGUGCACUGCAAUCAACAAAGUCAAAAUAUGUCAAAGUCUGGGAGGGGAGUUUAUAUGGUCAGCGACAAGGCCAACCUGUUUUUAUUACCAGAUUAGAAGGGUACCUGAAGGCAUCGGCUUUUGAAACGCUUGCAGCAUAUUGGCCACCAACAAUACAUAUAGUUCGAAUUAUAUCUCAAGAUCACAUGAACACCAAGCAAUAUGUGGGAAAAUCAGAUUUUCUAGUUUUUCGGGCAAUGAAUCAACAUGGAUUCCUUGGUCAACUGCAAGAAAAGAAGCUUUGUGCAGUGAUUCAGUUGCCUUCACAAACACUUCUACUCUCUGUUUCUGAUAAAGCAUGUAGACUAAUUGGAAUGGUUUUACCUGGGGUAGUAAGUAAUUUACUUGGAAUUACAGAUAUCCACUCAGCAACAGCUUCAACCACAACAGCAACAACAGAUUCAACAAUUUGCUAAAAAAAGAUUUAGACGAAAUGCCUAAAAAAUUAACAGUUUGGUCAAAAUUAUAAAAAAUAAGUUAGUGGGUCGUACUUGGCUUAAGAUCCGGGCCAAUUCAAGUGUUAGCCCAAGCCCGGACCCGUGUUUUGCGACACGACCGAUUUUCAGGUUGCCAAACAGGUCUUCUUAUUAUUAUUUUUUUUAGAAUUGGUCAACCCGACCGUUAAAAUAUUCGGAUUUUCAAUUUGGUGACUGCAACACUCAAAGCACAUAU